CAACUACUACUUACAGAAGCUAGCUAGCAAAAGAAAGAAGAAGCAACAGGAUAAGAUGAUGAAAACCAAGGUCCUCACGCUUGUUGUCCUAGCCUUCGCCGUGGCGGGGGCGAACGCGCAGCGCUGCGGCGAGCAGGGCGAGGGUAUGGAGUGCCCCAACAACCUCUGCUGCAGCCAGCACGGGUACUGCGGCCUCGGCGGUGACUACUGCGGCAACGGCUGCCAGAACGGCGCCUGCUACACCAGCAAGCGCUGCGGCACGCAGGCCAACGGCGCCAUCUGCCCCAACAACCACUGCUGCAGCCAGUACGGCCACUGCGGCUUCGGCCAGGAGUACUGCGGCGACGGCUGCCAGAGCGGCCCCUGCCGCGCUAACAUCAAGUGCGGCAGCCAGGCCGGCGGCAAGCUGUGCGCCAACAACCUCUGCUGCAGCCAGUACGGAUACUGCGGCCUAGGCUCCGAGUUCUGCGGUGAGAACUGCCAGAGCGGCGCCUGCAGCGGCUCCAAGCAGUGCGGCAGGCAGGGCGGCGGCAGGGUUUGCACCAACAACUAUUGUUGCAGCCAGUACGGGCAUUGCGGCCUCGGCGGGGACUACUGUGGUACAGGCUGCCAGAGCGGCAGCUGCUCCUCUGGCUUGGAUGCCAUCGCCUUUAUCAUGAACAACUCCACCACCGAGUAAUUCCGAAGGGUUCAUGAGUAUUGCAGCGACAAAUAAAUCCGUGGCACGCAGUAGAUUCAUUGCCACGUAGUUUCCCUAGCUUCCCUUUGGCACACUGCCGUUUGCGGUAGUGCUUAAUAACUCUCUAGCUUGCAAUAUUAGGUUACUGCCAAAUGUUGCAAGGGGGAGGUAGUGUGUGGUAAUAUAGCUAUAGCUAUUGUUGCCACAAAUUUAGAUUUCAUGGUAGUCGGUAUGUUCUGUUCUCAGGAUGUACCGGAGUUUGUAAUGUAUUACGCCAGAAUAUCGUUGCAAUACACAUAUAUUAGCAUGGAUAUAAUCUA
Brachypodium distachyon (stiff brome) is the source of this 999-nucleotide messenger RNA. RefSeq names its product agglutinin isolectin 3. Bases 56 to 679 code for a protein of 207 amino acids. Lineage: Eukaryota; Viridiplantae; Streptophyta; Magnoliopsida; Poales; Poaceae. The transcript has a single exon. Gene Ontology annotation, molecular function: chitin binding. The record is from RefSeq and is a predicted model, not a curated record.